CUUUGGGUGCUCAUUUCCCUCAUCUUCUCUCUCCGUCCUCUCUCUCUCUCUCAAUCCCUUCCCUGUUACACAAUACUAAAUUUGGGCUUGAUUUCACCAUAAAAAUUAACAUAUAUAUUUAUUGUUAAUGAUAUGGAGAGUUUCAGAACCAGGCAGACUUCAGGACUCACCGGUGGCGACUCCACCGAGUCUGUUGACCAGGAAGAGACUUCUAGCCUAGACUCUCCAGUGACGGAACCUAUGUCCAUGGAAUGGACGGAUGAGAAGCACAGUUUGUACCUCAAAUCCAUGGAAGCAUCAUUUGUUGACCAGUUAUAUAAUUCUCUUGGUUUGCUUGGUUGGCACUCUCAAAAAGAGAACCCAUCAGAUUCCAAACCAUCCUUGCAAAUGCUUUGUAAAACCCGCAACUCAUCUGGCCAGUUCAAGGUUCUUCGUGGUGGCUUCUGGCAGAAGAUCAAUUUUGAAAGAGCUAGGAAGCAAAUGGUUAAAGCAGAUGGAUCUCAUGUUCUUCUAGCAAAUCCAUGGAUCCAGCAUUUCAGAUCGGCGUGCAGGGAUGAAACUGUAGUGUUGCCUGCUCCUCAGGAGAAUGGUUCUUCCACAAGGAAAGCAGUCCCCUCUAGAGGGAAAAAGGCAUCACCCUGUGGAUUAGCCACCACUUCAAAGCAGUUCCCCAUGUAUCACUGUCAUUUGCGCCAACGAGAUUCCCUCAGCACCAAUACAGAGGUGUCUGAUCAGAACUUUCUUGACGAUGAUGUUGAAGGGGGGAGGGAAAACAGUCUAGUCAGUGCAAAGAGGAUGAAAACAAUAGUGGUUGAUACUUGUGUCAAUGAUCAAGUUGUUCCUUCUCACAGACAUACUGUCACUGGAGAUGCCACUAUGAACAGUGUCCCUGCAGACUGAUGAAGGAUUCUAUCAAUGACUGUCAAGCAAGCAACAAGGCUGGCUUCAGAUCACAAUUUGGUCUGUGUAUAUAUUCUUUUCUGUUCCGGAGGUGGAUGAAGGAAACUUGGGGCAUAUUGAUUGUUAUAACUCAUAAACCAACAACAAAAUCAAGAGAGGGAAAGCAUAGUAGAUGUGGCUUUAGUACUAUGAAAGAGGAGCAUGGAGAGAGAGAGGAAGAGACGGCACCAAUAGGUGUGUCUUUACUCUCUGGUAGUACAAAUUGGGGUAUGGACAAGAAUGAAGAAUGUUGUGUGCGACCACUCUUCUUCCUCUUUCUUUUUGGGUGGGUGGAGCUGUUUGUUGUUGAUUUGUGUCUGGGCAUAGUAUAUGUAUUGACGAGAACCUGACUUCCAUGGCUAUAACAAGCACAUAACAAACAUUUGUAUAUGUUUCUUUUUUGUGAUUUUAUGGAUGUGUAGCAAGCGCAUUAUAUUA
Messenger RNA from Vitis vinifera (wine grape), 1377 nucleotides. Its product is annotated as cold-regulated protein 27. NCBI's taxonomy places the organism in Eukaryota, Viridiplantae, Streptophyta, Magnoliopsida, Vitales, Vitaceae. The transcript has 5 exons. Gene Ontology annotation, biological process: response to cold; regulation of circadian rhythm. The record is from RefSeq and is a predicted model, not a curated record. Bases 133 to 900 code for a protein of 255 amino acids.